AUGGCUAAACAAAGCAAAAAACAGAACAAGGUUACCUGGAGAGUACCUAAAGUGAACAAAAUAGACAAGUACCUUUGUUCAAUAGAAAAUAUAAAUGCAUCCUCUUCUCUUACUACAUUUAAUGAUGGUACAAAUGCUGUUGAUCCUUCCCUUCCUGCUCCAUUGAGCAAUUAUGAAUUGUCUCAAGAAAUUGAGGCACUCAAAGAAAGAAUAGAUUACUGCGAGGAUCUCAUCAUUGAUCUUUGUGAUCAACAAGAACAACAAGAACAGCAGCAGCAAAAGCAAGCAUCUCAAGAGGUCCCUCCUUAUGGAAAAAUAGUUAAACUUUCCCUCUUAAAAUAA
Messenger RNA from Gilbertella persicaria, 342 nucleotides. RefSeq lists its product as uncharacterized. The transcript has a single exon. The record is from RefSeq and is a predicted model, not a curated record. NCBI's taxonomy places the organism in Eukaryota, Fungi, Mucoromycota, Mucoromycetes, Mucorales, Choanephoraceae. Bases 1 to 342 code for a protein of 113 amino acids.